Molecule: messenger RNA, 4922 nt
Organism: Lytechinus pictus (painted urchin)
Lineage: Eukaryota; Metazoa; Echinodermata; Echinoidea; Temnopleuroida; Toxopneustidae
Product: orexin receptor type 2-like
Exons: 7
Coding region: 550-1851 (433 amino acids)
Biological process (GO): G protein-coupled receptor signaling pathway; feeding behavior
Cellular component (GO): membrane
Molecular function (GO): orexin receptor activity
Source: RefSeq, a predicted model, not a curated record
CCACUCGUCGGCGGUGAGCUCGUGGGCACGGAGUGGUGGUCAGUGCGUUUAUCUAGCGAGUACUCCGGUUUUAACCUCUUGUGGUCGCUUCAGCCUGGAUUGCCCGACAUGUAAGCCUCAGAUGCUUGCUUCAACGAAUAUUGUGACGUUAUUUGCUUCUAUCCGCCCUAAAUCUUACAAACUUCAGCCAUAAAGGAAUCGCUGACUUUCUGCCCGUCACCUAGUGUACAAUGUUAGUCCUUGGUUAAACUUCAAAGUUCAACUUCAUCAUUUUUGUAGAGAGUGGGAUACUGUAAACCGGAACUGCUGACAGAAGUGAAAGUAUUGCGUAAUAAUACUUUCUAGCUUUGAUUAAUGAUUGACAAGGAUUUUAAAAGGACGCGGUCUCUGUCUCUGGAUAUUUUUACCAUUGUAUAACUUUUCGGGUGUGUAUACAUAGAAUUUUAUGUUCUUCUACAAGUCUUGGUAUCUAUCUAUCAAGUUCACAUCGAUCUGUUGAUACCGGAGCUUCAUUUCUCCAUCCGUGUUACAGGCCUUGCUCGUAACGAAAUGGCGACAGAUUAUUACCGCCACACUAACUUAUCUCAACCGUACCAACUCUCCAGCGUCAACGACAGUGCUUCAAGCGAAUGGAACUAUGAUGACUAUAUCCAAGAAAUUUACGAUCAAACUCGAAAGCGAGUCUAUCCUGAAAUUCACGAAUACUUUCUGAUUGCGAUUUAUAUCAUCAUCUUCUUCGUCGCGAUCAUGGGGAAUACCAUGGUGUGUAUCGCGAUACUCAAGAACGAUCACAUGAGAACGGUUACUAACUAUUACAUAAUGAACUUGGCUACCACCGAUAUUUUGAUCGCUUUCGUAUGUCUACCGAUCACAAUCACAGUGGAUGUAUCAGAGUCAUGGUUCUUUGGUAGAACGGCUUGCUAUCUGAUUCCUUAUUUUCAGCUUGUGUUAGUAUGCGCAUCGAUCUACACAUUGAUGAUGAUAGCUGUGGAUAGGUACCUUGCCAUCUGCCAUCCUCUCAAGUUCCAGAUUCGAGCCUCACGAACCCUCCUCACCAUCGCUCUCGUAUGGGUGGUCUCAUUCUUCAUUGCCCUACCCGUAGCAGUGGUCAACGAUCUCGAGCCCCAAGCAGCAUCCGUGCACAUCGGAAAACCUCUUUGGCGUAUGUCGUGUACAGAGAAUCGCUGGGUAGGCAAGGUCUGGGAGAAGCUCUACCACACUGCGUUCUUCUUGGCCGUCUACAUCGUUCCUCUAGCAGUGAUUGGGGUCGCUUAUACCAGGGUGUGUCGAAGACUUUGGUCUGGUAUCCCGACAGAAGAGGGAUGUGGAGCGUCUAAACCAAGCUUUAACCAGGCCAAUGUGGUGAGUACGACAACGAUCAGCAAAUCUACUGAGGCCCAGCUCAAAUCACGUCGUAAAGUCGCCAGUAUGCUCAUCGUGGUCGUCAUCGCUUUCGCCAUCUGCUUCUUUCCUUUCCAACUACUCAAUGUUCUCAAGAAACAUAACGCAUUUGGAAAUCUCCGAGAUGCAUCAGCUCAAUACAACGCAGUUUACAUCCCUUACAUCAUAGGGCACCUCAUGGCUUUCAUAAACAGCGCUAUCAACCCAAUCAUCUAUAACUUUAUGAGUGCGAAAUUUCGGCAAGCUUUUAAGUCGAUGUUCGAUUGUUUCCCGUGCUGUCAGUCACCGCGCCGAUCGCAGGCAAUCGACGGUACAUCCGGCCCCGCCUACCGACGCGCAAACAGCACAGGAGUGUCUGAUACGCAUACUACUGAAUACGUACCUAUGACGUCAAUCAGAAAUGGGCGUGGCGUCAAUAACAACAUCUCAGCCAUGUCCAAGGGUGUGUGAAACAACGAAUCAUGAUUAAAGGGAUGCGAUCAUUAGCUGGAAUGAUGCUAGACAUCGGUAUGUGGGAUGUCUUUUUCAUCUGACGAAGAACUAUUCAACAUGUUCAAGAAUGCAGUUCGAAACGUCGAAAACAAGUCGACCUUUCAACUUUUCAAACAGUUAUUUGCUGAACUCUUUCAUAUGAACAAAGAAAGAAAAACAAACAGUCCUUUUUCAGGACAGCGCACACGACACUUCUCCAAAACCAAUCCUACCUAGUUACUCCAGCAAAACUAUGUUGAAAAAAUCAUUAAAAAAACAUUCAUCGGAAAUUUUCAACCGAGAUAAUACUUUCUUCUGAUUUGUGAUACAAGUACAUGAAUAAUUCGUAAGUCAUAAUGUAUCCAAUGCGCGAUGAACGAAUCAGGAAAGCCAACCUUUCUUAAAAAUCGUGGAGAAGGAUAAAAAAAAACCCAAGUGAAACCAAAGAGAGGUUGCAAUAUUGAGUAUUCUUGCCAUUUCACUACACAAUAUAUAAAAAAAAACGGAUGAUAAUGAUGAUGUUAUCACUUAGACUGUAUAUAAUGUGCUUUAUAUGGUUGUGUUGUUGACGUGUGUGUAUUCAAAGUAUUUAUCAGAUGCUAUAAUCAUAUUUUUUAUUACUAUCCUGCAUGUAAAAAGUCACGUUGUAAAAUGAUAUCCAGGUUGUAUUCUAUGUAAAUAAGUCACUACCAUUCGCAAUUACUGUACAGUUGUUCUUUACAUAAUUCAUGUAGACGGAAAGUGAAGUGUUGAGAUAUAGUCUUUUCAUUCACCUUCAAUCAAGUAUCCUCGUUUGUGUACAAAUUGUUAAGAUUCAAUGAUAUGACGCGAUACAUUGUGAUUACUGGUCUGGUGGGUGUUUCAUAAAGCUGUUCGUAAGCGACUAUAAGAACGACUGGUGAUCCUUUCUUACGCGCAAAAACAUCGCCAAUGAAUAUACCAUUCGCCAUAAGAAAGGAUCACCAGUCGUUCUUAAAGUCGCUCUUAACUUACGAACAGCUUUAUGAAACACCCACCAGGUCAUGCAAGUUAACUAGAAAUGCUAAGUAUUAUAAAAUCUUAACCGAUUUGAUUCCCUAUCCCGAUUUCUCUUUCAGUCUGUAAAGUAUAAUUGUAAAUGCCAUGUAAAGUAUAAGUCACUCUCUAAUAGGUGACUUAGUAGGCAAUCUUUCACAUUUGUCUCUAUGCUGAAUGGUAAAACUCAACAAUUGAAAGCAGCAACAUUCCUUGCUGUAAAAUGUGUUGAGGUCCUCUACGUUCGAUGCUAAAAACUUAAGUAUUUAUAUCCAAGAGGACGCAUGGGUACAAAUGCACAAGGGCGGAAAUCUGUCCCCAAAGGUAGGGGGACGAGGGGCUGGAAAAUUUGACAAGCCAAGCAAAAAAAAAAGGUUAUCACCCCAAAUGUCAGGUCAUUUCGACCAAAAUAAAUUUGACAAGCAAAAAAAAAAAAAAGGGGGGGGGGGGGACAUUUGAUAUUGUGUCCAGGCCCCCUACUAUUUUGGGUAGGGGGCCUGGAAUUUCCACCCAUGCAAAUGCAGUGCAGUUAUCCCAUGGAGCUAUUAUGGUUAUCCUGUAUAGGCCAAGUAUUUGGGCCACCUCAAACUUUUUGACUUGUCUGCCGCUCGAUUUUGGAAUGAAAAGUUGUAAAAUUUGAUGCGAAUAUUGAAACAUGGAACAUCUUACUGUGUGAAUUUGUAAAUCAUCAAACGAAUACGUGUUCAAGUCUCAGUGUGACUUUAUACUACCAUUAUGAAUAUAAGCGAUUUGAACAUCUAGUCGUAAUAACGUCUGACAAUCGUAUGAUUGGCUACGAUUUGUGAGUAAUUCAGCCUUUACUCCAAAUGAAGGCUUUAGCUCAUCCAAAAUAGUUUUAACCUGUUACUCCCCAACCCCUCCCCCCCCCAUUUCAGAAAAUAAGCAAAAUACAAUCUGUUCCAAAAUCAGAUCGUGCACCAGUCGUAAGGUAAGCGGGCCUUUAAGGUUUAGGAAUACGACACAGGACCACCUUGUUGUGCAGUAUACAAUUUUCUUAAAAUUCAUUUUUCCUACCAUUCCAGUCCUCGGUAUAAAUUAUGAAUUGGCAUAAAUCGAAACACUGCCGAAUUAUUUUCACAUAAACAAACGUGAUGCUAUUAUAUACUGUUCUGACAGUUAUGUUCUCAUUCUGAUGGUAUAUUGCAAAGUGAUGAAAACGACAUGUAGACCAUACUCUCAAGAAGUGGACUCUAAUGUCCUGUCGACUUGUAAACAUAAUAUGUCGACAUGAUAAGGUCAUAUUCGACUUGACCGUUAAACUUGCUAUCUCACUUUAAGGGGAAUCCAGCCUUGGUCAUAAAAUGUUGUGUUGGAAAGGAGAGAAUAAAUAAAAAAAGUUAUGGCUGUUUUGAAAUUGAGAUCCCUUAGACUAUGUAGAUUUCAAAUUGGCAACUGGGUAAGUAAAUUCUGACAAGGGGCAAGGACAACUUUCUCAUAGGCCAUGUACUUUAUUAUCAGGGAUUUGUGGUUUUCUCCGAAGUACCAAUACCCCUGGGGCAGUAAACUAAGUAUAACCCAGAUAGUACAUUGUUUUAUGUCCCCAUGAAAGAAAAAUAUAAUAUGAAGUAAAACUUUUGAACACCCAACGUGUUAUAGCCAUUUAUGUUUUGGAGUACAUCGAAGAGUCGUCCUUGCCUUACAUCACUAUGACAUCACAUGUGUGGCCAAUUUGAAGUCUCCAUGGGUAUAGUGAUAACCAAUAAUUACAACUUUUCAACAUUCAUAAAUAUCUUAUUGUUUGUCCGAUAUUGUUCAAAUGUUCAUAUAUUACUUUGUCUGAUUUUUCUUUUUCCUCUGAACAAAGUUUUUAUUUGGGUUGGAUUCCCCUUCUUAAAGCUUCGGUAAAUCAGAGUACUUUGGUAAAAGUAUACUUGUAGUAGCUUAGACACUGUUUUGAAGAGGCAUACAGUUGUUGUGAUGUAUGCCUGCCAGAUUUAUCUACCAAUAGUAAUACAGAAUAUGUAAAUAUUUUGCAAUCAUCAAGAAUAUGUAAUAAACGAAACCUUUUAACGUCA